This is a messenger RNA of Saprolegnia parasitica CBS 223.65, 1092 nucleotides long. RefSeq lists its product as hypothetical. Gene Ontology annotation, cellular component: membrane. Gene Ontology annotation, molecular function: ABC-type transporter activity. Bases 1 to 1092 code for a protein of 363 amino acids. The transcript has 2 exons. Lineage: Eukaryota; Oomycota; Saprolegniomycetes; Saprolegniales; Saprolegniaceae. The record is from RefSeq and is a predicted model, not a curated record.
AUGUACAAUGGUCCGUCCAAGCUGGCGGCCGACUAUUUCGCAGAGCACGACCUUGCGUGCCCGGCCGAUGAGACGAUCGCCGACCACCUUCUUGAUGUCGUGACGCAGCCGCAGCACAUUGAGUCGCUUGACGUCCUCUGGCGCGCGCAGCACGACGCGUUGUCGGUCUCGUUUGUCAACACGUCGUCGUUUGAGAUGCUCCAAGCGGCCGCAACCGACGACGUCGAGGCGUCGAGCGAGGCCACCCGUGGCAGUCGUCUUCUCGAGCUCCAGGUGCUCUUUGUGCGCGCGGCGCGUACCCUAUGGCGCAACCGCGCCCUCUUCAUCUUCCACGUCGUCUUGAGCGUCGUGCUCGGUCUCGUCGCGGGCGGAAUCUUCUCGGGUCUCAAACUCAAUCUCGCGGGGUUUCAGAACCGCAUGGGGGCUUUCUACUUUGUGCUGACCUUUUUGGCGAGCGCGCAGUACUACGCGCCGUGGAGCUACUUUAUGUCCAAGACGCUCCUCGACUUGGUCUCGCUGCGCAUCUUGCCCGCCGUGCUCUUCGCCGCUGUCUUUUACUAUAUCAUGGGCCUCAACCCGCCGGCCGACCGCUUCUUGUUGUUUACGUCGACCUUGGUGCUCUUCAACGUGGCCGCGGGCUCGCUGAGUCUCCUCGUCAGCACGGUCUCCAAGACGGUUGGGAUUGCAAACCUCGUGGCAACGGUCGUCUUGUUGCUCAUGCUCCUCUUUGGUGGCUUUCUGCUGAACGUCCAGACCAUGCCGAGCGGCGUUGCGCCCAUCCAGUGGCUCUCGCUCUUCAAGUAUGCGUUUGAAAUUAUGAUGACGAACGAGCUCAAGGGCCUCUUGUUGAGUUUUGACGCGCCCGGGUACCCGGCGAUUCCGAUCUACGGCGAAGUGUUUCUCCAAACGAUCGGGCAAGACGUCAACAACCAGACGCAAGAUGUGUGCUGCCUCAUUGCGUUUAUUCUCGGCCUCAACCUUAUCUCGUACAUGGCGCUCCAUUUCCAAGUGCCCAAGCGCACGAUGCUGCACAUGGCGCCGAACGGUCGGUCACCGAUCCCCGUCCUCGACGUCAAGACCCACCAUCAAUAG